GGCUCGCAGCAGAUCUUCGCGAUGACCGCCGCCUCCACCGCGCUCAACAUCGCGGAGGUGCUAGGAUCCUCGUUGGGCGCGUCGCUCUACCACUACCACGGGCAGCGCACCGUCUUCUGGUUCCUCGGCGGGGCCUCGGUGCUAAACCAGGUGCUGCUCGUGGGCGUGUGCCUCAUGCUCAAGGAGAGCGACGAGCCAGAGGAGAUCAAGCCGUCCGCCUCCGCCGUGCGCCGGGAUCAGGUGCAGGGCGGCUGGUCCAGGCUCAGGGCGGUGCUGAGGAGCAAGCGGUUGGGGUGUGCUGUGGUGCUCAUCGUCAUGGCUGCCGUGAUAAAAGGCUCCGUGGAGGAGAUCCUGCCCUUCCACGCCGACCACCGCUGGGGCUUCGGCCCGAUGAUGAUCGGGAAGCUGUUCUUCAUCACGGCGGUCACCUACAUCCUUGCCGCAGUCGUCGUCGGCAGGAUUUGGGAUAGCCUCCACAGAUACCGCGUCCUCUUCGCCGCCUUCUGGCUUGCGGUGCUGGGCAUGACCUCGUACUCGCUGUUCCUCAUUGCGUCGUACCACAAGACGAUCAACGCCCUGUACUUGGGGCUCGCGCUGUACGGCGUCUGCCUAGGCCUCACGCACACGCCCGCGGCACUGCUCCUCGCGGACGCCGUCGAGCACGAGGAGGGCAAGGCCAAGGACGCCGUGAACGGGAUUUGGAACACAAUGUGGGAGGCGGGCGGCUCCGUCGGCUUCCUUUUGGGCGGCCUCCUCGCCGAGGACUACCCGAGCCAGAUUGCCCUGAUGGCGGCGUACACCAUCUGUUGCCUCGUCUGUGCAGGGCUCAUGGUGGCGAUCUCCAGCUGGCCCGAGGAGAAGGACGGCUUCCGAAAGGCGCUCGCAAAGGGUCCCGUGUAG
Prorocentrum cordatum is the source of this 900-nucleotide messenger RNA. The record is from the annotation of a GenBank genome assembly. Lineage: Eukaryota; Dinophyceae; Prorocentrales; Prorocentraceae.